Molecule: messenger RNA, 1290 nt
Organism: Zea mays
Lineage: Eukaryota; Viridiplantae; Streptophyta; Magnoliopsida; Poales; Poaceae
Product: protein FAR1-RELATED SEQUENCE 2-like
Exons: 6
Coding region: 1-1290 (429 amino acids)
Biological process (GO): regulation of DNA-templated transcription
Molecular function (GO): zinc ion binding
Source: RefSeq, a predicted model, not a curated record
AUGAACAAGUUGGUGAAGAGUGCCCACGUGGAUGCAAACACACCGCUUCAUGAAUUUGCAAAGCAAAUGAUGAAGCUCCUACAUAGUAGGAAGAUGAAAGAGGCCAAAGAGGCACUAGGAUGCAUGGGUCAAAAGGAUACAACUACAUUGUAUAUGUUUGAAAUAAGAGUUGCAAGGGCAGACACUAGAGCUGUGAUGACAAGGUUUCAGGAGACAGUAAAAUAUGCAACUGCAUACCGAAUAGACCGUGAUACAGAGGGUGAGGAACAUGAUUGGGUGGUGAAACAUACUACAAGAUCAAAUAAAAUUGUUUGGGGUCAACACCAAUUCAAGAUAAGGGCUGAUGUGGAUGCCGGAAAGUAUUCAUGUGAGUGCAAGCAUUGGGAGCAUACAGGUCUAUUUUGUGUUCAUCUUGUACGCGCUUUCAUGCAUCUACAAAUUGAAAGGAUCCCAAGUGAGUAUAUUUUGCAACGAUACACAUACUCCGCGCAUCAAGAUGUGGCUUUUUCAAGAGACGAUAGGAAUUUGAAAGGAAAAGAUGGAGAAACUAGAUCAUAUAGACAGAAGAUGUUGCUUAAAAAAGCAAUGAAAGUAGUACACCAUGCGAGUCUGUCUAAAGCUGGGAAUGAUAAAGCCCUAGAGAUGAUGGACGAAUUAUUAGGGUUAUUGAUGCGUGUGGAGCCUGAUAUAGGUACUGGUGAGAGUUGUGGCACAAGUGUUUGCGAUGACAUCCAGGUCGAAGCGUAUGAAACAGAAGAAAUGGCUAUAGACAACUUACGCAAAUUAGAUGAUGGGAACGAGGAAAUUUUAAUGGGCUCUAAUACAAAUGAAUGCAAUACUAAGGAUGAUCAAUGUAAUAUGCAGAUAUUAACAUUGGAACAUAACACUGACAUUCAGCUGGUUGAGAGUAGUUCUAUGGAUGUGGAAGCUAGAAAGAAACUGGAAUUUCAUAUGGAAGGUGUAAACUUAACAAGAUCAGAUAAGGCCAAGCCUAAGGGAAGAACAAUCAAAAGUAGUGAGCAACAAGUUUUAAAAUUGGGUGCGAAAGGAGCUAAGAAGAUGAGCAGGAAAUGCCAGAAAUGUGGCAUAGCUGAUGGUCACAACAGCCGUACGUGUUUAACUGUCGAGGAUAAUAGGGUUCGAUUGGCUAACCUAUCUGGACGUAAGCGAGGACGGCCUCCUGGUUCAAGGAACAAACUCAUAGCUGUAGCCCUGCAAUGGAAUGAGACAUCAACGUCGAAAAAACGAACGGUGGAUGUCGGAGAUGAUGAUUCAUCUGGUAGAGAGUAG